AACCAAGCUAAUUCGUAUAAAAAUACUCUCACGCCUGUGACAUCAUUUAAAUAGAAAUAAUGAAAAGUGUCAGGAACAAAGCCAACAAAGUGACAGGACAGAUGAAGCACCAACCAGAUGGCGUCAGUGUUCGACAAGUUGAAAUCACUGCUCUGUCUGGCAGUUGACUUGACCAGCAUUAAUCAAAACAGACGGGGACAAGUUUUUGGCUUUUCUUUUCCCGCUUUUCUUUUCACACUGGAAUCCAUAAAAUGUUUUGGGCUGAUUUUGUUAUUCUUAAUUUCACUAGGGCUCUAAUGGAAAAAAGAAAUUCUAGGAACUUUAAUUCUUUUAGGGUCACAGCAUUGUCAUGUGUAUUUAAAAGUUGACUCAACCUGAGCAUUGAGUUCAUGUCUAUUACCUUCAUCUUUAUACGCUGGUUAUGGGAAGGUCAUGCACAUUCAGCAGAUGUUUCUAACCUUUCUCCUUCACGCACAGCAAGUCCCAUAAAUCUGUAAACGUUUUGGAAACACGAUUGUUGAUUCAAUAGCAGGUGCUGCUGCUGUAGAUAAUCUGAUGUGAGAGACCACAAGUCAGUUUAAAGCAUGCUACCAUAGCAUCUGGUAUGAGGUCAUUCUACACCCGACUCCUGGCAUUUUGCGGUGAAGAGAGGACUAUGAAUUAUUUUAGGGCAUUCCUAGUUAUUGGCCCAUGUUUUUUGGCUCUGUGAUGUGCUGGCCCUUCUCCCAGUGUCAUCUGGGAUUGGCUCCAACAUUGCUGCAACUCUAUAGUACUGUAUACCAAGCUAUAUGGAUGAUGGAUAUCAGUUGUCAACCUGCAGAUAGUUCAUUGUAACUGCUAAAAAAUACAGUGUGUGCUAGCCACCAGCUCCUUAUCUGUGACAGGAACUUCUAUCUGAUUGAUUACAUUGACAUGAUAACCACCUCACAUAUAACACUUAGGGUAUAUGUAUAUAUAUAUAUAUACAGUAUAUAUAUAUAAGGAUAUACAUAUACUCUAUCUUCACUGUCGGACAGAGCUGUUCCGAUAAGAGUCUUCAUCAACAUGCUUCCCCCAUAUCAGGGCUCUAAUAGGUUUUUAGUGGUAAUCCGUAAUAUCAUUUGCACUGGCACAGACGUCUUGUAAUGAACUGCUCAUUGGUGCAACCUAAGAUGGCACUCUCCUACUUGCAGCUAUCAUGUAGCUACAGAAGCCACCAGUUCUGGCCUCUCCAUUCAUCUCAAAUCGAUUUUUUAUCCCACCCUGCAUCGUCUCUAUCCAGUUACCGCAUGAUUCAAUCAUUGGGGGGAGGGAGGGGGUAAAAUGGGCUGUAAUGAUGUGAGCUACCACAUCCUAAGUGAUGCUGCUCACACCUUUACUUGAUUUCUGCUCUUAUUCUGUUGGUGCAGCCCUCCAUCUGCUCUGGCUGCUCUAUCUCUAUGUCAGAGUGGUUUUGGUUUCCUGCACUUUUAUCUUUGUCAAAGUCUUGUUUCUUGUUUCCGAUGGGUCAGUUAUCGGUCCUCUCCUGUGUCUCUUUUCUCGGCACUUCACAGUGAAGGAGGAAGAAGAGUAAAGAGCUUUCAGAGCAGAAACGAAGAGUGCAGAUACAUUUCUUUUUCUAUAUUUUUGGGUUCUCUUUUAGUCUUUCACUCGUUUAUCUCUUUCCCAUAUUUAUUUUACUUUAUUGAUUGUUUUAACCACAUCUCUAUCUUCUUGCCUGUUUUUAGCUUCCAUCAACAAUGUCCCUAUUUUCUGUCCUAACGUCAAUCAUCAUGGACCUCAGAGAUGGAUUUCAGGAGGUGAAGUUUGACUCCAGCCCCUCCAUCUCCACCGAUUCUUCUUUGACGUCCUUUGACUUGAGCACUGACCUCACGUCAGUCAGCUCAGACCAAGGUGUGACUCCGCUGACGGUCCAGAACAUCUGCAAACUGCUGGAGGAGCAGCUCUCUGUCAUGCCUACUUCAGCAGAGAGGACCAGGAAGGUUCUGUGGUGGGAGACGUCGUUCCUGGGAAAUGAUGAUCAUAAGAACAAAGCCUCAGGUUGGCCACCUCCUGCCUUGGGUCCAUGGGGAGGACUUCAGGGGCCGCCGUACAGCUGGGACAGCAUGACCAGCAACAGGGAGGGGCCUCACUGCCUCAUCAAUCAAGUGUCCCAGAGCAGUUCUCUGGAGGAGGUUCACCAGGACAUGGUUCCUCCUGCUCCCCGUCUGAUUGAGAUGAGGCGAGACCCAGUCCUGGGCUUUGGCUUUGUGGCAGGAAGCGAGAAACCAGUUGUGGUCCGUUCAGUUACUCCAGGCGGCCCGUCUGAGGGGAAGCUGUUGCCGGGUGACGAAAUCAUCAUGAUUUACGAUGAACCUGUCAGCUCAGCUCCUAGAGAACGAGUCAUUGACCUGGUCAGGAGCUGCAAAGAGACCAUCAUGUUGACUGUGGUGCAGCCAUACCCUUCUCCUAAGUCGGCCUUUAUCAGUGCAGCCAAAAAAGCAAUGCUCAAGUCCAAUCCGGUCAAAGUGCGCUUUGCGGAGGAGGUCAUCAUAAACGGACAAGUCCCUAACCCAGUGAAGGACAACUCCCUGCUGUUCAUGCCCAGUGUUCUGAAGGUUUACCUGGAGAACGGGCAGACCAAGUCGUUUCGCUUUGACAGCAGCACCUCCAUCAAGGACGUGCUCCUGACCCUGCAGGAGAAGCUGUCGAUCAGAUGCAUAGAACACUUUUCCCUCAUGGUGGAGCAGAGAACGGACACCGCCGGAAGCAAACUGCUUCUGCUGCAUGAACAGGAAAUGCUUACUCAGGUGACCCAAAGGCCCGGCUCUGACAAGAUGAAGUGUUUCUUCAGAAUUAGCUUUGUUCCCAGAGACCCGGUGGAGCUGCUCAGGCGUGACGCUGUGGCAUUUGAAUACCUCUACGUACAGAGUUGUAAUGAUGUGGUGUUGGAACGGUUUGGCCCGGAGCUGAAGUACGAUGCCGCACUGCGAUUGGCUGCUCUGCAGAUGUAUAUCCUCACCGUGACAACUAGACAGGACCAAAAAGUAUCCCUUAAAUACAUCCAAAAGGAGUGGGGUCUGCCCCUGUUUCUCCCCCCGGCUGUUCUGUCUACCAUGAAGGAGAAAAACAUCAAAAAGGCCCUGACACACAUCCUCAAAACCAACCAGAACCUGGUGCCCCCGGGGAAAAAACUGACUGCUCUGCAGGCCAAGGUGCAUUACCUGAGGUACCUUAGUGAACUCAGACUGUAUGGAGGGAGGGAGUUCAAGUCCAUACUGUUGCAAGGAGAGAGGCAGACAGAUGUGACGCUGCUCGUGGGUCCACGCUAUGGGAUCAGCCAUGUCAUCAAUGUCCGUACUAACCUGGUGGCUCUGCUGGCUGAUUUCAGCCACGUAAACCGCAUUGAGAUCCUGACUGAGGAUGAGACCAACGUCCGACUGGAGUUACAUGUUCUGGAUGUCAGGCCCAUUACUCUCAUCAUGGAGUCAAGCGAUGCAAUGAACCUGGCCUGCCUUACAGCAGGCUAUUAUCGCCUCCUUGUGGACGCUAGGAGAUCAAUCUUCAACGUGGCUCACUGCAACAGUCCUGGAGGGGAGGAGAGCAGUGAAGAGCCGGUCCUGGAGUGGCCCUACAACAGAUCUUUGGGGGAAAAUGUGGAGCAUGUACUCAGCCAAGAAGAGAUCAACAACAGGAACUCAGCGUAUCCAGAAUCCUGGGAAAAAGAGACUAACAACAGAGACCCUGGCAUCCAGAGAGGUUCAUUGCCGCCUCCUCUUCCUCCUGCAACCAGACACAAACCCCAAGACUCCCCACGGACUGCAAAAGUGUCUUUUAUUUUUGGAGGAGGAGACCAACCUCUGAAUAGGCCCAAGAAACUUGGCUAUGAAAGACUGUUAGAGAGCCCAGAGGGUUCUGAGACUAAACCCCCAUAUUUGCACAACAACACAGUCUGUAACGAGGUGCCCAUGCAGUUCACUGGUCUGACGCAUGUUUAUAGUAACAUAAUAAGUGAGGAAGGUGGUGAGGAGCUACUGUUAAGGGAUCUGUUGUAUCGGGACACGACAGAUGAUGCAGAGGAUGAUGAUGAGGCUUCUUGCGAGGAAGACUCAACUGGUGGAACACCAGUGGGUGAGGACAGAAUCAUUGGAGACUACACUCCACACGAAGGAGUGCUGCCCACUGCUGUUGGCAAGACCACCUUCCUCACACUUUCCGGUUCCACGGAUGACAUUAUCGACCUGACAUCUCUGCCUCCUCCUGAGGGAGACGACGGUGUGGACGAAGAGGAAGAUGACGCACUGCUUGAGACACUCAACCUGGCCAUCGCAGCACCGCCUCCGGGUUUUAGAGACUGUUCAGAUGAGGACAUGACAUCUGAGGGAAAGCAGCGAGGCACUGUUGAUAUCCCUGUAACAUUGGUUGAUGCCAUCGCAACACAAGGGGAAGGAUCAAGGGGAGGGGAGAGAAGGCUGGAGAAUUCAGCCAUGAACACUCUACAGGCACUGGAGGCCCUGUCUGUUUCUGAACAGAUACCUCCUCCACCACCUACUAGUAGAAAUUCAGGUGUUUUCUCAGCUCGAGGCUUUAGCCCAGGAUCGUCCUCAGAUUCUGGAAAUGAGACUAACUCCUCAGAGAUUACAGAAAUCUCUGAAAUGGCUGCUUCUCACAGAUUCGGCGAAAGCCAUCUGCGUCUUCUGGUCGCCACAAGGGAAGGAUACCAACCUUUGCUUGAGGAAAAAACUGAGUUUCCUGUCUCACCUGGAACAGGAGGAACGACACAACACAACAGCUUCAGUCCAACAAGGCACCGUCAGCCUCCAGCAAUUCCUUCAAGGCAGACCCUCCAGUUGGAUCCGACAACAUCAAGGCAGAACAGCCUUAGCACAGGAUCCAGGACAAACCUCUCAUCUACUCUUCAACGUCCAAAAUCCACCACACCAGGGGGUAAGCAUUACAGAAAGUCUGCAGACUCCCGUGGGAAGUACAACACCUUCAGCACGCGUGAAGGGCAGCGUGGAGCAACAGACCACAGUGGUAGCCACCUGGGCUUAGACCGUCAUACUCUGUACUAUGAAAGAGGAGAAAGUCAAGGAAGACAGAAUCCCUUUAAAACUGCAAAUUCUGGAGCUAAAUGUUUUUCUGUUGACCAUCAUAGAAUUCCCUCUCCUUCUUCCUCUACUUCCAACAGCCGCUUGGACAGUGUAAACUUGAACAGUGAAAACUGUGCAGCAGAUAAUGAAGUUGUGUCAAGUGAGCAAGAAGAACACCUAGUUGUAGCAUCACUGGUCUCACCAACCAACAAAUCUAGAGGUGAAGGCUGUCAGAGACAAAAUGACCAUCAACCGAUGUCUAGACAGCAAAGUGUAGCACGGUUGUGUGAGUAUCACCUUGCCAAAAGGAUUUCAAAUUUGCAAGGAGAAGCCCAAAGUUCACUACAGGGUUCUGUGUGCUCAUCACUAGAUGCUGGUGGCAGCACUAACAGCAGUGCUUGUGCAACCCUCAAUGAUUCACCACCUGGCCAAACUGCUGCAGAGUCGAGACCUCAACAGUGUCACCGACAUGUAAUUUCCAGUUCUUCCUCAUCAUUACUCCGGAGAAAUGAAGAAAGCAAACCAGGAAUUCCUUACAGCAUCACUGGGAAGAACAUGCAGGGAAAAGAUUUUCACCCACAUGCUGAUCCUGUUCUUCUUUGGAAGAUGCUGCCCAACCUGUACCCACCUCCCGCUGGAGGAGAACCAGGCAAAAUCAUCCCACACAAACCAUCAAGGCAUAGGGAUAAUGCAAGUGUUGAAAACAAGAAGCUCCAGAGUGAUUUGCAGGUUAAACAACAGACCAGUUUAAAAGGAUCGAACAAGAAGGAAGGCAGUGAUGCCUACAGACAACUAAUCAACUAUUUAACAGUUAGUCAGAUGCAUCAGGCAGGGAAGCUGCACAGUUCUGGCUCCAUGAAAAAGGACACAAGACGCCUCAUCACGAGCAACCCUCACUUGGCAGAGUUGGUUAAGAAUAAGAGCAACACCAUCGCCCGCUGCACAUGCAUGCCCUCUGCCACGUCUUCUCCAUUCUACAGCCCAAAUUCUAAUACUGCGAACACAAAACUAGUAAAUAAAAAUGCAGGAUCUUACCAUUCAGUCACACUUCCUGCCAAACUUAAGAGAAGUCCUGACAUGCUAGAUCACAAAAGACCAAUUGAAGACCUAGCUUUCAGGGCAGCCACAACAUACAGGAGGGGCUCUUUUUCUGGUCUUGAAGGUGAGCAAAACUCUAUUAGUCACAAUGGGGAAUUCAUCCCAGCUGGAAGCCAUAAUGUUGGUGCUAACUCUUACCGUAGCCCUCGGCGGUCAAAGAGUCAACCUGGUGGCAUUUUAGAAGACUGUUUGAAAGCAGAGCCAAGGACAAAACAUGGGGUUUGUCAAUCUCCUAAUCAUCGCCCAGAAGACUCUCUGUGUUUCUCACUUGAACACAGUGUGAGUGGUCAACAAGCAGAACUCAACAGCACCUCAAUAGGAAGAGCUGAAAACCCAUCAGCUUCUACCAGGCAGAUAUCUUCUUCUAGCAGAAAUUGUAGUACAUCUCCAGCUCCCAACUUACAAGGUCAAGUUCCUCCACCUCCUCCACCACCUCCACCUGUUCAAACUAAGACAAGCUCCAGCAAUGUAGGGCUUACACAAAAUUCCAUCCAUACUAUGCAGUCCCAACAGAAUCAGAACCACAUGCAGAGUGUUACCUCUACGCUGCCCCAGACAGACACUAUUGGCAACAGCUUGCCCAGAGGACGGGAACUCAAGCGCAGCUCCAGCAAUGUCACAACAAGUUCUGGCAGUGUGGAGGUUCUUUUUGAUAAGCUCACCCGAAGCCGAAGUCAACAGCCCUUGCUGCCAUCUGGACCCCAGCAAGUUGACACUAAAGGCCAAAAGAGGCCGACAAGAAAGCGUCUUUCCAAGAGUUAUUCCCAAGGUUCCGUGUCCUCCAACACCACCUGCUGGUCCAUGGGCAGUAGAUUAGAUGGUAGAAGGGCAUCAGUGGUAUUUCCACUGCAAAAAGACCUAAAACACAUAAAAAGUUCUCAAAAACUGGAUACUAGUCCCUGGAGAUGCAAUGGCCCUUUUAGUUAUUGUUUCUUUAAACAUAAGAGUGAGGGUGAAGAGGAUGAGAUUGAGUGGGAGAGACCCAGGAAAAGCUGUGAUGAUAUUAACAUUGAAAUGGAAGGUGUGACUUCUUCAACCAUGAGGUCCUGUGGUUCAACAGUAGAAGGAGCUGGCGAGAAGCUAUACAGGGAGGUCCUCAGUAACAUGAGCUUCAGUGACCGUCUUGCACGGAUUAAUACUCUCAAAGACCGCAUGUAUAGCUUUCCAUCUGGAUUCACAGAUGUCCGCCGUGAUGCCAGUGAGCUCAUUGCACUGGUGAGAUCCAGCGUAGGUCGCUGCGAUCGUGGUCCACAAAUGCCCCUCCAGGAUGUGUCACAGUACAAGCAACUUCUGUCUGUGGAGUCAAAAGAACUGGGCCGAGCUUGUCGGAGGAUGGCCCAGGCUCACAGCAGCCCAGAGGAGAUGCUGCUAGCUGUGACGUGUAGCUUCCAGGUUUUGUGCUGUCUAGGUGAGGCCUGCAUGUGUCUGGUUCGAGGGUUUGGAGCCUCAGCUCCACACCAGCAGAGGGAAGUCGUUGCAAAAGUGGAUGAGGUUGUUAUGAACUAUAUCUGUCUGCUGAAGGCAGCUGAGGCAGCCACGGUGGGAGCACCAGGGGAGCACAGCAUGAAAGCCCUGGUCCGUCACUCCAGUACCAUGUCCGCCAUUGCUAAUACACUCACCCGCUCCCUUAAAACGCUGCUCAGCAAGUAGAGGCUACUCCUACUCCUGCUCUGUAGUGUGGCCUAUAAAGUCGGUGGCAGUCUGUCUUUAAGUAUCUUGUUAAAAGCAUAUUGGUUGUAUUACCUCUGGAUAUUCUCCAUAUCACAAUAUCUCAAUGUAUAUCUCAACUGUACAUGGCUUAUUGAUAUACCUGUAUGAUAUACGUGUAUUUAUUACUAAUAAUGCAUAAUACUCUAAAAUGUGUGUAUUAGAUGCUGGUUAGGCGGUUCGAUCUGACUGCAUUUGCUCUUUCUGAAAAGAAUGACAUAUUUUACAAAGCCAUAAACUCACAGAUAUUUGUGAUAUUAAAUGUCACCUAUGAAUACACUUUUACCUGUGCUUUAUGUAAGUUAUAAACUGUUUCUAUUGUACAUAUAUUAAAUUAUAACUGCUGUAGCAUUUUUCAUAAGGCCAAUAGAUAUUCUGCUUUUUAGAUAAUUUAUAUUAAUAUGGGAGUUAACUCAGUUAAAUCAAAGUGCAGCUUUGACAUAGAUAAUUAUCAUUUAAAGUAAUUAAAGAUACAUGCAGAAAUUUAAAUGGCAUUUAAUGGAGUUAUUAAAUACAGAUGCUUUGAAAGAAAAAUAAUUUGUUUAUAUCUAACUAUAUAUAUAUCUGUAGGACAUGGUGGAAAUACAGGGAUAAAGACGUUGCACUGCAUUUCUCACUGCUAUAUAUUUUAUCAUCUAUAACGUCUGCUCUGUUGUGUACGCAGAUUAAUUUAUUACAACACCUAGAUCUAAUUUUCCAGGUUGUCACAUUCAAUAUUUCUCUUUCUAAUACUUUUUCAUCUGUUUUCAAAUAAAUGCAUCAUUUUUCUCACAUGUAUCAAUAUUGCAGUGAUGACAUAUUUUCUUUUUCAUAUUUCACAAACCUAUUAAAAGGUUUUGCAAA
Cynoglossus semilaevis (tongue sole) is the source of this 8699-nucleotide messenger RNA. RefSeq names its product FERM and PDZ domain-containing protein 4. The record is from RefSeq and is a predicted model, not a curated record. Gene Ontology annotation, cellular component: cytoskeleton. Bases 1719 to 7799 code for a protein of 2026 amino acids. The transcript is spliced from 16 exons. Gene Ontology annotation, molecular function: protein binding. NCBI's taxonomy places the organism in Eukaryota, Metazoa, Chordata, Actinopteri, Pleuronectiformes, Cynoglossidae.